AUGCUCACGGACGGCACCGCCGCCGCUGCCGCCGACGAGGAGAUCGACUCGGUCGCGCCCCGCGCGCCGCCCGCCGCUGCCGAGGCGCCCGCCGCGGCCGGGCCCUCCCCGCUGGGCCUGCGGGCCGUGCGCCUCUUCGGAGAGGCCGGGCCCGGCGGGCCGGGAGGCCCCGGCGCGCCCGCGGCCGGUGAGGCCGCCCUCGACUUCAAGCUGGCGGCCGCCGUGCUGCGGAGCGGGGGCGGCGGCGGCUCCGGCAGCGACGAGGACGAGGUGUCCGAGGUCGAAUCAUUUAUUUUGGACCAAGAAGAUCUUGAUAACCCAGUACUUAAAACCACAUCGGAGUUAUUCUUAUCGAGUGCUGCAGAAGGUGCGGACUUGAGAACUGUGGAUCCAGAAACACAAGCAAGACUAGAAGCCUUACUGGAGGCAGCAGGAAUUGGUAAAUUGUCCACUGCCGAUGGCAAAGCCUUCGCAGAUCCCGAGGUUCUCCGGAGACUGACGUCGUCUGUCAGCUGCGCGCUGGACGAGGCGGCCGCCGCGCUGACGCGCAUGAGAGCCGAGAACAAUCACAACAACGGACAGGUGGACAAUCGCAGUUUGGCAGAAGCAUGCUCCGAUGGGGAUGUAAAUGCUGUCCGGAAGCUGCUGGAUGAAGGACGGAGUGUAAAUGAACACACUGAAGAAGGGGAGAGUUUGCUUUGCUUGGCCUGCUCAGCAGGAUAUUAUGAAUUGGCACAAGUGCUUCUAGCCAUGCAUGCCAACGUUGAAGAUCGAGGGAAUAAAGGCGACAUCACUCCCUUGAUGGCAGCUGCCAGCGGAGGCUACGUGGAUAUUGUUAAACUCCUCCUUGUCCAUUGUGCAGAUGUCAAUGCACAAUCCUCCACAGGGAACACAGCUCUCACGUACGCCUGUGCCGGGGGCUUUGUGGACGUGGUGAAGGUGCUACUGAAAGCUGGUGCUAACAUAGAAGACCACAAUGAGAACGGACAUACCCCCCUGAUGGAAGCAGCCAGUGCAGGGCAUGUCGAGGUUGCAAGAGUAUUGCUGGAAUAUGGUGCAGGAAUCAACACUCACUCCAACGAGUUCAAAGAAAGUGCACUUACACUUGCAUGCUAUAAAGGCCAUUUAGAUAUGGUUCGUUUUUUGCUUGAAGCUGGAGCUGAUCAAGAACACAAAACAGAUGAGAUGCACACGGCGCUGAUGGAGGCCUGCAUGGAUGGCCACGUGGAGGUGGCACGGCUGCUGUUGGACAGCGGUGCCCAGGUGAACAUGCCCGCGGAUUCCUUCGAAUCCCCGCUCACUCUGGCUGCUUGUGGCGGGCACGUGGAGCUGGCAGCACUUCUGAUCGAACGAGGAGCCAACCUGGAGGAGGUUAAUGAUGAGGGUUACACACCUCUGAUGGAAGCUGCCCGGGAAGGCCACGAAGAGAUGGUGGCCUUGCUGCUGGCACAAGGGGCAAAUAUUAACGCACAGACAGAAGAAACGCAGGAAACAGCCCUGACCCUGGCGUGCUGUGGAGGCUUCUCCGAAGUCGCCGACUUCCUUAUUAAGGCAGGAGCUGAUAUAGAGCUUGGUUGCUCAACACCUUUGAUGGAAGCUGCUCAAGAGGGUCAUCUUGAACUGGUGAAAUACUUGCUGGCAGCAGGAGCUAAUGUUCAUGCCACUACAGCAACGGGAGAUACAGCUUUGACCUACGCCUGUGAAAAUGGACACACAGAUGUGGCAGAUGUGUUGCUUCAGGCUGGUGCUGAUCUGGAGCAUGAAUCUGAAGGUGGGAGAACCCCACUAAUGAAGGCUGCACGAGCUGGUCACUUAUGCACUGUGCAAUUCCUUAUUAGCAAAGGUGCCAAUGUGAACAGGGCUACAGCCAACAAUGAUCACACAGUGGUGUCCCUGGCCUGUGCUGGAGGUCACCUGGCCGUGGUUGAGCUUCUCCUGGCUCACGGGGCAGAUCCUACUCAUCGGCUCAAGGAUGGCUCAACGAUGCUCAUUGAAGCUGCCAAGGGAGGACACACAAAUGUUGUUUCUUACUUGCUGGAUUACCCAAACAAUGUUCUGUCGGUUCCUGCAGCAGACUUGUCCCAGCUCACACCUCCAUCUCAGGAUCAGUCUCAGGUUCCCCGUGUCCCGGUGCAUACGCUCGCUAUGGUUGUACCUCCCCAGGAGCCUGACAGGACCCCUCAAGAGAACUCCCCACCUCUCUUGGGAGUGGUGAAAGGUGCAUCCAAGCAGAAGUCAAGUUCCCUGCAGGUAGCAGAUAAGGACCUACUGCCACCUUUUCACCCAUACCAGCCUUUGGAAUGCAUAGUAGAAGAGACUGAAGGCAAGCUGAAUGAACUUGGACAGAGAAUUAGUGCUAUUGAAAAAGCACAACUUAAAUCAUUGGAAUUAAUUCAAGGUGAACCUUUAAAUAAAGAUAAGAUUGAAGAACUUAAAAAGAACAGAGAAGAACAAGUACAGAAGAAGAAGAAAAUAUUGAAGGAGCUGCAGAAGGUGGAAAGGCAGUUGCAGAUGAAAACCCAACAGCAGUUUACCAAAGAAUAUUUGGAGACCAAAGGUCAGACAGACACACCACCUACCCUGCAGCAGCAGUGCUCACUUACAGGGGUCUUCCCAGAAGUGGAAGCCGAUAAGGGUCUGCCAGAGGAUAACUUUUCAGGGUUACCUCAGGUUGACACAAUCUUGUCUAAAGAUGAUGAGCAACACCAGUCUCCAGCACCUGCUGAACAAAUAGAGUUUGUCCCUAUCCAGCCUUUGCCAGCACCGCAAUGUAAUUUUUCUGGUAACUUAGGUUAUAAUGGGACAGAGUCUCUUGAACUUCAGAAAGCAUUAGGGAAUCAGCAGAAUGUAGGACAGCAGCAGCAAAUUGCUGGGCAGGGGCUCUUAGUUCAAGAACCAGACGGAUUAAUGGUUGCCACUCCAGCACAGACGCUUACCGACACUCUUGAUGACCUAAUAGCAGCUGUGAAUAGCAGAGUGCCCAGCGGCUCCGCCAGCUCCUCGCACACUACCGAGUCCCCAACGCCCGAGCCCUGCCCGCAGGCAGCCAGCAAUGUGCCCCCACAAUCCGUGCUCCCCAUGUAUCCAUCAGUGGACAUCGAUGCACAUACUGAAAGUAAUCACGACACUGCGCUGACCCUGGCGUGUGCGGGAGGGCACGAGGAGCUUGUGUCUGUGCUGAUCGCCCGUGGUGCCAAUAUUGAACACAGAGACAAGAAGGGUUUUACACCUUUGAUUCUGGCUGCAACUGCUGGACAUGUUGGUGUUGUGGAAAUUCUUCUGGACAAAGGUGGGGAUAUAGAAGCACAGUCGGAGCGCACAAAGGACACUCCGCUUUCCUUGGCAUGCUCCGGUGGACGCCAGGAGGUUGUUGAUUUGCUGUUGGCCCGGGGAGCAAAUAAAGAACACAGGAAUGUGUCUGAUUACACGCCGUUAAGCCUUGCUGCAUCUGGUGGCUAUGUUAAUAUCAUCAAGAUUCUUCUCAAUGCUGGGGCAGAAAUUAAUUCCAGGACUGGCAGUAAGCUGGGGAUUUCUCCUCUGAUGUUGGCUGCUAUGAAUGGCCACGUCCCUGCCGUGAAGCUGCUGCUUGAUAUGGGCUCUGAUAUUAACGCCCAAAUCGAGACCAACCGCAACACAGCCCUCACCCUGGCCUGCUUCCAGGGCCGGGCAGAGGUGGUCAGUCUGCUUUUGGACAGGAAGGCCAAUGUCGAGCACAGGGCAAAGACUGGUCUCACACCUCUGAUGGAAGCAGCUUCGGGAGGCUAUGCAGAAGUUGGAAGGGUUCUCCUUGAUAAAGGAGCAGAUGUGAAUGCCCCACCCGUGCCUUCCUCAAGAGAUACGGCUUUAACAAUUGCAGCAGAUAAGGGUCACUACAAGUUCUGCGAGCUCCUCAUUAAUCGAGGGGCACACAUUGAUGUCCGCAACAAGAAAGGAAACACCCCGCUGUGGCUGGCAGCAAACGGUGGGCACUACGACGUGGUCCAGCUGCUUGUGCAGGCAGGGGCAGACGUGGAUGCUGCAGAUAACCGCAAAAUUACCCCACUCAUGUCAGCAUUCCGCAAGGGGCAUGUGAAAGUAGUUCAGUUCCUGGUGAAAGAAGUUAACCAGUUUCCUUCAGACAUUGAGUGCAUGCGCUACAUAGCGACCAUCACAGACAAGGACCUGUUGAAAAAGUGUCACCAGUGUGUGGAGACAAUUGUGAAAGCUAAAGACCAGCAGGCUGCAGAAGCCAAUAAAAAUGCAACUAUACUGCUGAAGGAGCUAGACCUGGAAAAAUCAAGAGAGGAGAGCAGAAAACAAGCUCUUGCAGCCAAAAGGGAGAAAAGAAAGGAAAAGCGAAAGAAGAAGAAAGAGGAACAAAAAAGAAAACAAGAAGAAGAUGAAGAAAACAAGCCUAAGGAAACUUUGGAACUGCAAGAAGAUGACGAUGAAGAAGAAAAUGAUGAUGAAGUGGAGCAAGAAGUUCCUAUAGAGCCUCCAAGUGCAACUACUACAACUACAAUUGGAAUUUCUGCAACUUCAACUACCUUCACAAAUGCCUUUGGGAAGAAGAGAGCUAAUGUGGUGACUACCCCCAGCACAAAUAGAAAAAAUAAGAAAAAUAAAACAAAAGAGACUCCUCAGAAUAUGCAGAUAAUUUUGCCAGAUCAGCAUAUAUCUCUAGCACAGCAAAAAGCAGAUAAAAAUAAAAUAAAUGGAGAGCCAAGAGGUGGUGGUGCGAGUGGGAACAGCGAUUCAGAUAACUUGGAUAGCACAGAUUGCAAUAGUGAAAGCAGCAGUGGAGGGAAGAGCCAAGAGCUGAACUUCACAAUGGAUACAAACUCCUCGGAGCGGCGCUACGCCUCACUGCUCAUCCCCUCUCAGGAAGAAAAAAACAGCACCUCGGCUUCCAAAACACCAACAAGGAGGGAAGAAGUUGAUGACUCUGAGCAUUUCACCUGCCAGGUUGAUGGCCAGUUUGAUAUAACCUUGUCGAGCCAGAGACUUGAUGGUGAAGGUCAUUCGAAUUCUUUGUCGACUACUUAUAAGGCUGUUUCCCUGCCUCUGACCUCUCCAAACGUAAAGCUGAAUCUGACCAGUCCAAAAAGAGGCCAGAAAAGAGAAGAAGGCUGGAAAGAAGUGGUUAGAAGGCAAGUGGGCAGAGUUUUGAAAGACCCUCCCCCCAGCAACACUCUGCAGCCAACACCAAUUGAGCAAUUUCAGCUGCAGAGAGGAGGGCGCUGCUGUUCUGGAGCAAAAAGGUCAAAGAAAUUAUCAGUCCCAGCUUCUGUCGUAUCUAGAAUAAUGGGAAGAGGUGGGUGCAACAUCACAGCAAUUCAAGAUGUCACUGGUGCCCACAUUGAUGUGGAUAAGCAAAAAGAUAAGAAUGGAGAGAGAAUGAUCACUAUAAGGGGUGGUACAGAGUCCACGCGAUACGCAGUGCAACUCAUCAAUGCCCUUAUUCAAGAUCCUGCCAAGGAACUGGAAGACUUGAUUCCUAAAACUCAUAUAAGAACACCUGCUUCGAGUACCAAAUCAAUCCACACAAACUUUUCAUCUGGAGUCAGCACUGCGACUGCUUCCAACAAGAACUCCUUUCCUCUCGGAGCGCCGCCCCUGGUCACGUCGCAGUCAUCAACACUAUCUACUUUCCAGCCUCCUAACAAAUUGAACAAGAAUGUCCCAGCAAACGUGCGCUCAUCUUUUCCGGUGUCUCUUCCUCUCGCUUAUUCUCACCCUCAUUUUGCCUUGCUGGCUGCCCAAACUAUGCAACAGAUCCGGCACCCUCGCUUACCUAUGGCCCAGUUUGGAGGAACCUUUUCACCUUCACCGAACACUUGGGGACCAUUCCCAGUGAGACCAGUUAACCCUGGCAGCACGAACAGCUCUCCAAAGCAUAAUAGCUCGAGCCGUGUAGGUAGCCAGAAUGGAAACGUUCUGCAGACGGAGUCUCCUGGCUUGGCUACGUCCAGUUGUCCCGUUACCGCCUCGUCUGUAGCUGCUUCCACCCAGCCUCUGGGUGUGACCAGUAACCGGACUCCCUCCUCGGUCAGGAAGCAGCUCUUCGCCUGCGUCCCCAAGACGAGCGCUGCAGCAACAGCCAUCUCAACUGUGACGAGCACCUGUAGCACUCUGCCCUCAGCUUCCUCUGCCCCCCCAAACAACGGGCAAGUGCCCACGGCGUUUCUGCCAUCUACUGCUCCGCAAGCGCAGCAUUCUGCCCUGAAAGCAGACUCGUUCUCGGCUGGCUCCGCCCCCAAGGAGAAGGUGGCGACCCCCGAGCAGCCUCCCACAAGCGCGUGCCCACCAGCUUCAGCCGCGAGCAGUUGCAGUGUGUCAGCCAGCAGCAGCUCAGGGGGCACCGAAACACGCCCGGCGAGCAGCCCUGCACCGCUCAGCGGCGCCCAAGAUGAGAUACUGCCAACCAGCAUGUCUGAGAUCAGCCCUUCCAUGUCGAUGCCUUUUUCAUCCAGCUCAGAAUCUGCUCCUUUAAGCUUAGCGUCGCCCAGGUCAGUUGUUGCAGAUAAUCAGGACAACAGUAACUUACCUCAAGUAGCUGUACCAGCACCUCGAGUUACUCACAGGAUGCAGUCCAGAGGUUCUUUCUAUUCAGUGGUACCAAAUGCAAACCUCCAUCAAGAUCCUCAGUCUAUUUUUGUUACGAAUCAAGUUCCUUUAACACCUUCUCAAGGUCCACCUGCUGCAGUGCAGCUUUCGUCAGCCAUGAACGUUAUGAACGGUUCUCAGAUGCACAUUAACCCAGCAAACAAAUCAUUGCCUCCUGCCUUUGGGCCAGCAACGCUCUUCAAUCACUUUAGUAGUCUUUUUGAUAGCAACCAGGUGCCAGCUAACCAAGCAUGGGGAGACUGUCCACUCUCUACCCGAGCAGCAGCUGACCCAUCUUUCACUGUUCAGUCUACCUUUCUGAAUAACUCUGUGCUAGGACAUGUGGAAAACGUCCAUCCCGACAACUCCAAGGCUCCUGGUUUCAGGCCACCUUCCCAACGGGUUUCAACUAGUCCUGUAGGCUUACCCUCUCUAGAUCCAUCCAACAGCUCUACAACUUCUUCUUCAGGUCCUUUGACAGGCUUUUCAGCAAACAUACAAGGAGCACGGGUUUACCUUCAAGGGCCAGCGCCUGUUGGGACUCCCAGCUUUAACAGACAGCAUUUUUCACCACAUCCUUGGACAAGCGCAACAAAUUCAUGUGAAUCUCCUAUUCCAUCAGUUUCCUCAGGAUCAUCUUCACCCCUCUCAGCUGCUUCUGCACCUGCUAACUUGGGCCAGCCAAAAACGGGUAACGCCAACCAGGAUCGGAAGGUGCCCCCUCCCAUCGGGACAGAGAGGCUCGCCAGGAUCCGGCAGGGAGGCUCCGUCACUCCCACGCCCUUGGGAACCAACUUCACUGCCCCCGUGGGCCACAGCGGCAUCUGGUCCUUCGGGGUCAACAGCGUGUCUGAAGGUUUGUCCGGUUGGUCUCAGCCUGUCAUGGGAAGUCAUCCAAUGCAUCAGCAGCUGUCAGACCCAGGCACGUUUUCUCAGCAUCAGCCAAUGGAGAGAGAUGAUUCUGGAAUAGUGGCUCCCUCGAAUAUUUUCCACCAACCUAUGCCAAAUAGUUUCGUGGAUUUUUCUAAAGGCCUGCCCAUCUCCAUGUACGGCGGCACUCUGAUACCCUCGCACCCCCAGCUGGCAGAUGGCCCAGGAGGGCCCCUCUUUAACGGGCUCCAUACUCCAGAUCCUGCCUGGAAUCCCAUGAUCAAAGUUGUCCAGAACUCAACAGAAUGUACUGACGCUCAGCAGAUUUGGCCUGGCACCUGGGCACCUCACAUUGGAAACAUGCAUCUCAAGUACCCGCAUCAUCUGCGACCGCAAGUUCCUGCUGGAGUGCAAGAAUUCACCCGCGGCCAGGACCCCUCCCUGCUGCCUGCCCCAGACCCCCGGUGUCACAUCCCUGGCCCAGUCCAGCCUCGUCAAGCUGGAGGAGCUCAAGGAGCGGAAUGAGAGCGAAGAGGCCAUGCCAGAUCAAGACCAGUUUGAGAUGGACAUCUGAGUUUCCAUCUCCUCGUCUCCAGGCCAUGGCUGGGCCUGUUCCUGGGCCUCGUGGAGGUGCUGGCACUGUGACCAGCUGGCUGCAGCCCUCUCUGAUGCUGGGGAUGGACGUGUGACACCUCAGGCUCUAGCACAAGUGGCUGGUGCAAUUGCCUAGGAGCUCAUGCUUGAUCAAUAAACACCGUGAAACCCCUGUGCU
This is a messenger RNA of Pseudopodoces humilis (Tibetan ground-tit), 8227 nucleotides long. The record is from RefSeq and is a predicted model, not a curated record. NCBI's taxonomy places the organism in Eukaryota, Metazoa, Chordata, Aves, Passeriformes, Paridae.